AUGCGACUUCAUCCUUUUCUGGCUAUUCUCUCCUUGCUCGCUGCCCCAACGGGAGUUCUCUCCCGGGGAGGCCAUGGCGGCUCUAGCAGUGGCAGUGAUAGUGACAGUAGCAGUGGCAGUGGCAGUGGUGGUAGUGGCGGAUACUCCGAUAGCGAUGCCGAUGGAAGUGAUGCAUCGUCAACUUCUGAUUAUGAAUGGGGUGGCGGCUGCACGGAUUCCCAUCGCCUCAACUUCGACGACCUUCAGCCUUCCCACUACGAUCAAUACAACCGUGAUCCCCGUGCUGGUCAUGCGAGUGCCUAUAGUGAAUUCGAUGGCAUCUUCAUGAAAGGCUUUGCAAGUUUCAAAUACACCAUCGAUGUACUGCCAGUGACUAGGGCGGAGGGUGAAUCAUUUACACUUUACGAUCCAGAGUGUCCAGCUGGCCAGCAGUCCUUGCGCAUGUUGGGAGUCGCAUGGAUUGCGGGCAAACCACCCAGGCCUUCGGGGCCGAAAAAUCCCAUCGCGAUCGGCUUCAAGGCCUGGGAAAGCAAGGUCCGUCUGUCGGAUAUCGAUUAUUCGUACAGCGUGUGCGACAAGGUGGACUUGAUGCACUUUGGCACGACGGUCGACAAGAUGCGCCCCAAUGAUGAAGACAAAGAUGAGGACGAGGACGUGGCCACGCAAGCCAUGGAUGCUGUGGAAUUGAACAUCACCCAGGCACCUGGGGACCCUAACAAGAUCCAGUUCGAUGGAGUCUAUGAUUUGAAGAAUUGGCAGAACAGCAAGCCAGGCGAUGUCGAUAAGGAAAGGUUCGACGAUCCCGGUCUUUGGGACCAGAUGCUUUACCUACCGAAAGGUACAUGUCGUGAGACUUCUGAAGGUCUUAGCCAGGCGAUGAUGAAGUGGGCUGGUACGCACGUCAAUGGGUCUUUGACCAAUGACACCUUGGAGCUCAAUCUGUCCGGAACCUCUGUCGCUGCAUUCCCAAGGGAUUAUAGCGACAACAGCACAUAUGCGAAUGUGACGUUCGAGAUAUCGUUCACGGGUUAUUUGGACACUGCAAAUUCCACACAAGUGAUCCGGACAGGUGCAGCAAGUCAGAAUGAGUCCCUCAUCACUUUUGACAGGGCGAGUAGUGCGACUGCCACUUCGGGACUAUCGCUGUAUCUGUUAGUGUUGUCUUUGGGAAUUAGUUCCAGUGUGUUUAUUUGA
Molecule: messenger RNA, 1194 nt
Organism: Penicillium olsonii
Lineage: Eukaryota; Fungi; Ascomycota; Eurotiomycetes; Eurotiales; Aspergillaceae
Source: the annotation of a GenBank genome assembly